Molecule: messenger RNA, 2082 nt
Organism: Nanorana parkeri
Lineage: Eukaryota; Metazoa; Chordata; Amphibia; Anura; Dicroglossidae
Gene: IHO1
Product: coiled-coil domain containing 36
Exons: 8
Coding region: 1-2082 (693 amino acids)
Biological process (GO): DNA recombination; homologous chromosome pairing at meiosis; meiotic DNA double-strand break formation
Cellular component (GO): condensed nuclear chromosome
Source: RefSeq, a predicted model, not a curated record
AUGCUUGCUGACCACAACCCCCGGGGCUCAUCAGCAUCAUUGCCCAUAGUGAGGUCUGCAACAGUGUACUCCGCCACGGCACAGACGGCGCUCACAGCUUACUCCAUAUAUGGCAAGCAGCCGCUGCCGAGCGCCAGGCUCCGCCCCCCGCAAUGUUCCCCUAUAGAAGAAACAGCCGGAGGAAGGGAGCGGCGCUCGCAACCCUCGCAGCUGGCUCCGCCCCCCGCGGAUGGCUUUAAAAUGAAUCUCAAUGUUUGGAACAUCAAAGACAUGUUCAGCAUUCCCCCAGGAGCCGGAGCUUAUAAGUCUUCAAAUCGAAAUGGUGCUUCCAGUGACCAUUCCAGCCUGACAGAUUCACAGUUCCUGUUCAGUUCACAGUGUUGCCCUGAGAACUCUCAGCCUGGAUCCGUGGAUUAUAAAUCGCAAACAAAUUAUCAGAGGAACUCAAAUCCUAACUCGCAGGAGAGUGAACCAGGCAUGUAUCAGAAAUACCGCUCUAAGCCUCCUUUGUGCUGCACUGAUAGUAAAGAAAGGGGCCCAUUUCAGACAUUUGGAAAAGGAAAUAGCAAAAGCAUUAUUGAGCAAUUUGAAGAAAGCAAGAGAAAGGCUAAAGAAAAAUAUGAGAGUGAGCAAUUAAACCAGCUGAUCUGCCAAGUUCAUGUCACUGUACAGGAGUUGAAAAUGACUCUCUGCCAUGUGGAAGAAAACACAAACUUAAAGUGCAAGUCAAUUUUGGAUUCCAUGGAUGCAACUUCUAAGGCUUUGCAGCAAAAUAUUGCUUCUUACCACGAGUCAAUGCAGAAAAUGCAGAAUACAAAGUGCAGUUGCAGACAAAUGUUGUUGGACUUAGAGAAUAAAAUACUUUUGAAAGAUGCCGAGCUGACAGAUCUGAAAUCAAACGUACAGCUGCUAGUGAAGGGCAUGGACGCUAUGAAGUCACAGCAGUGUGAAAAGCACCUGGAGCUGUCAGAAAAAUUAACAUGGUUGUCAAAUUCCAUAAAGUCAUCAGAAGAUAAAAUACUGAGCGAGAUUCACAACCUUAAUUGUCUCUCUAAGCCAGCGUGUCACUUGAAAGAAAAUACUACGCAGACAUCUCCCGCAAGUGUUCAAGACCUGCCUGCAGAGGAACAUAGCACAUCACAGUACAAAACAAGGACUUUUGUAGAUUGCUCUGCUCUUUCACAAAGCAGUGUUCAGAACACUUGGGAUAGAAUUAGUGAUGGAUGUUCUUCUUCUCUAACUGGAUUCAAGGGUGUAACAACACGUUCUGCACAAUCUGCCGAAAGCACUGGGAACUGUUGCAUUACCUUGGAAUCUCCAGGGGACUAUCCAGGAUCAAACACUGGUGGCCGAAGAGUACAUUUCAGUAAAGGCGUCACUACGGAUGAUAGAGCUGUACGCCGUCUGCAGCAAUUUUAUCACAACGAUCACUGUGUCCCUGCGGCCCAGAAUCAUCUCCUUCAGCAAACACAGCCACACAAUGGGAAAGAAAACAGAUUAUUUACAAGCAGGCCUAAGGAAAAGUCCCAGACUCUAAGAAAACCAAAAGCAAAUAAGCAUAAGAAACAUUCCAAGAAUAGAAGAGGCUUUUCUAUUAAAAAUACUACACAAGUUAUUUCCAGAGCAGUAGCUAGUAAUGCACAGGAGGAAUCUAAAAAUGAACCCGUCACUCACAAAUGGGGUAACUCUGUCAGACAGACGGAAAAUUAUUUUACGCUUUAUUCCGAGAGAUGUGAGCCUUCCUUACCUGUCAUUCCCGGGCUGGUGAGGAAAGCUCAGAAAAAAAAUAGCCUGAAAUGUACGUUGCUUAGUAGACAACAAACAAUAAAGCAGCAUGCGAAGAAAGAGGCUAGCGACUGUGAUAGGGACAACAUUCCAAAAGCAGAAGACUAUCCAGAAAACAGCGACCUGCCCAUAUGGGAUUACAACCCUUUGUAUUAUAGUACAGAUUGUGAAAACAACAUGCUCUGGUCUUCACCCUCAAGUCCCUCACUCAACAUCACUUCUACAACUUCCAUCCUACAAAAGCAGCAGCAAGACUUGAUUUCUGUGUUUUUCGAUAGUAGUGAUAAUUCUAAUUGA